Molecule: messenger RNA, 3109 nt
Organism: Osmia lignaria (orchard mason bee)
Lineage: Eukaryota; Metazoa; Arthropoda; Insecta; Hymenoptera; Megachilidae
Source: RefSeq, a predicted model, not a curated record
GAAUGUAACAGAAAAAGGAAAACACAAUUAAAUUUCAGUAUAUUGUCUUUCUUUGAAAAAUUUAAGGAUGGUAUUAACGUUACGUUGGUAUUACGCAAAUUGGUAGCACUGUUACCGUGAACCGCUUCAAGUUCAGGUUCGUGUCAAAUCGUAUCGAGAUCGGACGUAUCAGUAUCAGUUCCAUUUCGUGUCUCGUUCAGUGACAAUAUCAUAUCAUAUCAUAUCAUAUCGGUGUAUCGCAAAGGACACAGAAUACAGAAUACAGGUUAUUAAACUCACCGCCUCGAUCAAGAUCAACAUCAACAUCGUCAAGUGAACUUCACGAUUCAGUCCGCGUUACCCUCGUUCGAGGUUAACAUAUCGCAUAAACGUCGCGUCGGUCGCGUCUAUUUGUUCGCGGUUUGUGAAUCGCGUUCUAAAUUCAAUGUACGCAUUUACGUGUGUGUGAAUAAAUCUGGACCCACCAAUCGUGCCUGGAUUAAUUACGAUGAUGCCCAACGAUUCGCGACAAGAUCGACGAUGCAAAACCACGGAAUGCUCUCCGAAAACUCUCGCUAGGAAAAUCGAAAGCUGCAUCGUAAGGAACGCGUUGGACGAGGAGCAGCGAGCACAGAAGGCUCUUUAUCUAUUGAAAGCGCGUGAUCGUCGAAUCGCCGUUUUGGAAAAACGCGUUGCAGAAUUGCAAAACCUUGCUGACAAUAUACACGAGGUCAGUCUUCGAAAAUCCUCGAGUAUAUUGAACCCUGAACGAGACAAAGAAGCUGUUUCCGACUUUAGAAGCGAAAGGUCCUUAAGAACUGACGACGAGACCGAAAAAAGUGAUUCCAACUUGAGCAACACUGAAAAUUUAAGUAAAACAUUGGACGAAGAUUGUGACACCGUUUCUGGAAGUCAGAUAACGGUACCAAGAUUGAAAUUAUCGAAAUCCUCUUUAUCAAAUUCGGAAAAGGACAUCUUCUCCACUGCGACUAACUUUUUGGUUGAAGGAAGAAAGUGUUCUGCUUCAAGCAUAUGCGUUUCUGGCAAAGAUCGAACUUUCGAAAAUGCAGCUCUGCAGAAAGAUAAAUCUAGUAAAGAAAUUGUAGAUUCAAGAAAAAGGGAAACGAAAGUUGGAGGAUUGAAUGACCAAGGGAAGAUCGAUGGAGUUGAAAAGCUUCUUUCAGAAGAGAAGAAAGGUGGUUCAGUUAUGUUUAUGAAGAAUAUCGAAGGAAAGGUUCGAAAACGAUGUAGCUUUCCAAGGAGCUCCGCGAGCGUUCCGUGGAUUCGAGCGAGGCACAGCUUCCGGAGGAAGCUUCGAAAUCUUGAACUGAGGAGCGCAAAACGAGUGGAGAAGCUGCCUAUGGGAGACGGACGUGCGACCUGUACAACGUACCGGAAGAUAGAAACGGCCUCGACGAAUCGACGACAGCCAGGGGAAGAGGGGAUCGUCGACGAUGCCAAGAAGGUUCAGAGAAACACAGUGGCCGAUGAACAGGACGGUCAGGGAACAGCACGCCUUAUCGCAGGUGAGAGAACGAAUACCCAGACGAAAAUAGCUUCCACACAAACGUCUAUUGACUUCGCGCAGACAAAUGAGAAAAACUUGCAAAUAACCGAAGCAAUAAGCAACGUGUAUCGAUCUUCGUCAUGCGUUUGUUUCGAACGAAAAAGAUCUACUGAAUUUCGUGGUGUCGAUGAAGAACCUGCGCCUCAAUGGCUAAUCGAAGAAGCUCUUAACAGGGGAUCACGCAGCGAACGAUGGACAAAGGGGAAAAUAUCGUCGAGCAAGGAGAUCGAGUACCAGAAAAUCAUUUCGAAGCUUGAAUCACGGCUUGCUCAAAUAAAAGAGGAUCUUGAAGAAGCUUUACAAUCGAAAUCUCUCGUGAAAGAGAAGUAUAAAAGAUCAUUGGAGAAUAUAAAGAUGAAAGCUCGAGAAGAAAGCGAAAUGCUGCAAGAAAAAAUCGUACAAAUUUGUACGUCUGUCUUGGAAAAGUUUGGUCCGAGCACCAUAGUUGACAAAAGAAAAAGUAGUUAUCAAAUCAAGUGCCGUGGUCGUUUAAAAUACCAUGAGAAGAUUUCGAGUAAAUUACAUAAAAAGCUGCGGAUGGCAGUGGUGAGAUCGAACAAAUUGAAACGUGAAUUGACAGCUGCGAGGAAAGCGUUGAAAAACAAAUCAGAGAUGUACGAAUCGAUCAGCAAAUGCUUCGACGAAUUGAAACGAGAUAUGGACACCACCGAGAUGAAUUUGAACAAUCUGAUAUCGGAAAAUCUUUCGUUAAGAAAGAAGAUAGACGACACGAGAGAUUGGUUGGCGGAACGUAACGCGGAAAAAGUACAUCAUGCUUCGAAUCAUCUUCGAGAUGCUCAGAAAAAUCGAGAAUUGUCGAAUUUGAAGAAGAAACUGGACGAAGACAAAGCGACGAUCGAUCAACUUCGAAACAGGUUAAUGAGAUCAGAAUCAGCGAAUACCAAUAAGGGAUUUUUAUUAAACAGCUACAAAAGUCAACUAACUGAUUUGAACCAAGAAAAGAAUCGACUCGUUUCGAAGAUAAACAGCUUGGAGAACGAGAUCAGUGUUGUUCGAAACAAUAAUUCACAAUUAAAAGCAAAAAUUUCAAUUUUAAAUAAUGAAAAGGUUAAGUUACAUUCCGAUAACAAGAAAUCAAAGACUGACAUUACUGAAAAGAUAAAAACGCAGACGGUACAGCAAGAAAGUGAAAUUAUUACAGCCAAGUACGAAGAAACCAUUAAUUCUAUGAAAAUAAAGAUCACAGCUAUUUCAAAUGAAAAUUUAGAGUACUCGAAAGCGAUAAAAGAAUUUUUAAGAAAAAUUCACAAUCGAAGAAAAUACGAAUCGCAAAGAAAUUCAAAUGAAAACGAAAGCGAGGCGAGUGAAAGGGAAGCUCACGAAACAGCUUGCAAUAUCUUAAAUAUGACACCGGAAGAACUAUCUGGCCUUAUUAAUGGAAAAACGUUUAAUUCGAUCAAUCCCUGGAUAGUCGAAUUGAAUCGUAUAUUAUCAGAAAAUCAUUUCUCUGGAAACCUGUCGAAUUUUUUAUUUAGAAAGGCAAUGAAAAAACUGAGGACGUAACAUAUCGUUUAUUCAUGAACAAGAUGUACAAUACAAUAU